Messenger RNA from Anneissia japonica, 835 nucleotides. RefSeq names its product P2X purinoceptor 7-like. The transcript has a single exon. NCBI's taxonomy places the organism in Eukaryota, Metazoa, Echinodermata, Crinoidea, Comatulida, Comatulidae. The record is from RefSeq and is a predicted model, not a curated record. The coding region runs from base 302 to 835 and encodes 177 amino acids.
AGACUGAAUUAAGCACAGCUACCUGCAUAUUCAUGCAGAUAUAAUAUAUUUAACAGGAUAUGCAUCGAAAUUUCUGCCAAAAUUAAUAUAGUUUUUAUUUAAAACGAUGUCAAAGUAUGAAAUUUCGUAAUAAAAGCAGGGUAUUUGGUUUUCGCCAUGUUUGACUUGAAAGCGAGGCUGUGACGUCACUGGUGUGACAGUUUCAGAUGUCCAGCGAUGCCCUGCGGCGAGUGUGUGUAGUUGGUGUAUUUUGGCUGUCAAACUCAAGUCACAUCAAAGUACUUUCUGAUACAAAACAAACAUGGAAUAUGGCCUACAACCGUAUCAGCUAGAGCCGGUAAGGAGAGAUGAUUUCGAAGUAGAUGAUGAUGUAAUAGAUAAUGUACAAAUUCGUGAAGAGCAAGAAGAAGAAUGGAGAAAAUACAACAAGGAGUGGUGCGAAUGCCAAAGAUGCGGCUUGAUGCCAACUGCUGUGGAAUGCCUGUGUUGCCAUGAAAUCGGUAAUGUUGUGAGGAAGAUGAAUUUAGGCCUAGAGGAUGAACUAAAAUGCAUUGUUGAACAUUUUGAAUUCGAAUUUGUUUGUUUACAUCCUGGAGUUAUAAGGACUGCACUUGUUGCCCGACAUGAUGUUCGAAGAAAUCAACUUGUCGAUCCAAUUCCAAACGAAACUUUUCGCCUAAAAGCCUACAGGCAAUUCACGUACUGGGUGCAUGAUCGCCUUGGUAAAGCCAUACGGAGAGUCAUCCCAGCGUGUGUAGUUGGCCGAAUUCGGCAGGAAUAUCCAAGUGAUAAUGGGGCCUACGUUGGAUUCAAAGAAGCGGACCUACAAGCGUAA